Molecule: messenger RNA, 3849 nt
Organism: Branchiostoma floridae (Florida lancelet)
Lineage: Eukaryota; Metazoa; Chordata; Leptocardii; Amphioxiformes; Branchiostomatidae
Product: zinc finger protein 665-like
Exons: 5
Coding region: 1-2958 (985 amino acids)
Biological process (GO): regulation of transcription by RNA polymerase II
Cellular component (GO): nucleus
Molecular function (GO): DNA-binding transcription factor activity, RNA polymerase II-specific; RNA polymerase II transcription regulatory region sequence-specific DNA binding
Source: RefSeq, a predicted model, not a curated record
AUGAGAACCCACACAGGAGAAAGACCAUCCAGGUGUGGCCAGUGUGACUAUUCUGCUGCAGAUAAGUCCACCUUGGACCAACAUGUAGCAAAACACACUGGUGACAAACCCUACAUGUGUGGGGAGUGUGGGUACAGGACAACUCAGAAGUCUAACUUAUCCACACAUAUGAGAACCCAUACAGGAGAAAAACCCUACAAGUGUAACCAGUGCGACUAUUCUGCUGCACGGAAAUCCACUUUGGACAAACAUCUAGUAAAACACACCGAUGAGAAACCCUACAUGUGUGGGGAGUGUGGGUACAGGGCAGCUCAAAGAUCUAACUUAUCCCGACAUAUGAAAACCCACACAGCAGACAAACCCUACAAGUGUGACCAGUGUGACUAUUCUGCAGCACAAAAAUCCACUUUGAACAAACAUGUAAGAAGGCACACAGAUAAAAAGACCUACAGUUUCAGCGCUAAGCAUGGCCUGCAGUCGGAAACGUGUGAUGUGAACUUUCCCCAACCUGACAACACAUCAACCUCACAGGCACAGGAGAGCAGAGGUGAUAUGGGAAGGCAUGUGGUUAAACACACUGGUGAGAAACCCUACAUGUGUGGGGAGUGUGGGUACAGGACAGGUAGAAGGUCUGACUUAUCACGACAUAUGAGAGUCCACACCGGAGAGAAACCCUUUAAGUGUGAUCAGUGUGACUAUUCUGCUUCACGAAAAUCGCAUUUGAAGCAACAUGUAUCAAUACACACCGGUGAGAAACCCUAUAUGUGUGGGGAGUGUGGGUACAGAGCGACUCAAAAGUCUGAAUUAUCCAAACAUAUGAGAACUCACACAGGAGAAAAACCGUACAAGUGUGAUCAGUGUGAUUAUUCUGCUGCACAGAAAGGCCACUUGGACCAACAUCUAAUGAAACACAGUGGUCACAAACCCUACAUGUGUGGGGAAUGCGGGUACAGGACAAGUUAUAAAGGAAGCUUAUCUCGACAUUUGAGAACCCACACAGGAGAAAACCCCUACAAGUGCGACCAGUGUGACUAUUCUGCUGCACAAAAAGGACAAUUGGACCAACAUCUAAUGAAACACAGUGGGGAGAAACCCUACCUGUGUGAGAAGUGUGGGUACAUAACAACAGCAAAGUCCAACUUAUCCAAACACAUGAAAACACAUACAGGAGAAUCAAUGCCGGGUAGGAAGCAAUCCAAGAGGAAACGCAGACCUACUUCUGGAGACUCUGUCGCGCAUGAUUCAGAGGAUAGCAGCAUGGCGACGCAGGUAUCUCUGAGCAGUAUCGCUGCGCACCUGAGUGAAUUUGCAUCUAAAACCUCUGCAAGCUUUGACAAGUUAAAUGCCUCUAUCUAUCACUUGGGUGAAGACAUGAAGUCUCUGCGUCAGGAAGUUGUUUCUCUUCAGCAGAGCGUAUCCUUCGCUCACGACGAGAUCGAUGCCCUUAAACAAGAAACUUCCACUAAAAACUCCGGCUUGGAACAGCGCGUCAUCGCCCUCGAGGAGAAACUGUUGUUGUCAGAGCUCUAUUCCAAGAAGCAAAAUCUUCUCUUGUGGGGUGUACAGGCUGAGGAAGAAGAAGAUGUGGUGGAGAAAACCUACAAAUUCAUGGAGGACAACUUGAAGAUGACCAACGUCAAAAGUAUCGCCUUUGUGAACGUCCACCGUCUCCCAAAGAUGCGCGGAAAUCCGAUCAUCGCCAAGUUUGUAUCCAUGGCGGAUCGCGACCUUGUUCUGCGCCACGCGUACCGUCUCCAGCCGAAGUCUGGCAUCGGUGUCAGUGUUCACCUUCCUGUCCCCAUCCAGAAGGCGAAGGAGAGGCUAAAGCCAGCCUUCUAUGAUGCAAGAAGCAAGGGCCUUAAGCCCAAGUUCAAGCUUGACAACACAUCAACCUCACAGGAACAGGACAGCAAAGGCAGUAUGGGAAGGCAUGUGGUAAAACGCGCUGGUGAAAAACCCUACAUGUGUGGGGAAUGUGGGUACAAAACAGCUCGAAAGUACCAUUUAUCCCUACAUAUGAAUACCCAUACAGGAGAGAAACCCUACAAGUGUGUGGAGUGUGAGCACAGAGCAGCUCAAAAGUCCGACUUAUCCAGACAUAUGAGAACCCAUACAAAAGAUCGACCCUACAAGUGUGACCAGUGCGACUAUUCUGCAGCACAGAAAUCUGACUUAUCCAAACAUAUGAGAACCCACACAGGAGAUAAACCCUACAGGUGUGACCAGUGUGACUAUUCCGCCGCACGGAAAUUCAGUUUGGACCAACAUCUAUCAAAACACACUGGAGAGAAACCAUACAUGUGUGGAGAGUGUGAAUACAGGACAGUUAAGAAGUCCCACUUAUCUCGACAUAUGAGAACCCACACAGGAGAAAAACCCUACAAGUGUGACCAGUGUGACUACUCUGCUGCACAGAAAGGUGAAUUGAAAAAACAUCUAGCAAAACACACUGGUGAAAAACCCUACAUGUGUGGGGAGUGCGGGUAUAGGACUAUAAGAAAGGAUAAUUUAUCCCUACAUAUGAGAAACCAUACAGGAGAGAAACUCUACAAGUGUGACCAGUGUGACUAUUCGUUUGCAGAGAAAUCCAAAUUGGGUCGACAUAGAAGAAAACACACCGGUGAGAAACCCUACAUGUGUGGAGAUUGUGGGUACAGGACAGCUGUGAAGUGCAACCUAUCCACACACAUAAGAAGCCACACAGGAGAAAAACCCUACAAGUGUGACCAGUGUGACGUUUCUGUAGCAAACAAAUCUCACUUGAACCGACACUUACGAAAACACACCGGUGAGAAACCCUACAUGUGUUGGGAGUGUGGGUACAGGGUGGCUCAAAAUUCUGACUUAUCCCGACAUAUGAGAAGUCAUACGGGAGAAAAACCUUACAAAUGUGACCAGUGUGACUAUUCUGCUGCACAUAAACCCUCCUUGGACCAUCAUCUAGCAAAACACCGGUGAGAAACCCUACAUCUGCGGGGAGUGUGGGUACAGGACAGCAAGAAGGUCUAACUUAUCUAGACAUAUGCGAAAAACCCCACGAGCGUGGUCGGUGGGACAAUCCUAACCCCUCACAGUUGUGGCCAAAAUGACUCUACCUGUGCAUAAGGUAUAGUGACUGUAGGUGCUGUGUAUGUGGUAUAGUAACUGUAGGUGCUGUGCAUGUGGUAUUGUAACUGUAGGUGCUGUGCAUGUGGUAUUGUAACUGUAGGUGCUGUGCAUGUGGUAUUGUAACUGUAGAUGCUGUGUAUGUGGUAUAGUGACUUAGGUGCUACUUUUGAGAGGGCCACACUCAGAGCAAAUGUUGUUUUUGAAGGACCUUCACACAAUGUUGUAAAGAAAGACACGUUGAUGAGAAAAUGAGCUGAAAUCUGUAAUUUACUGACGCUUUGGUGGCUAUUCCCUUUGUCUUACCGUACGGAACAUGAACAUUUUGUAUAGGACAAUGUGAACACCGCACCACACUUGUAGCAUUGAAAGUAAUCGCCAUAUCUUAUAGCGAUAGAAAAAAUGUUGUAGUGAUAGAAAAAGUUCUGCAUAAAAGAUUGUCAUAUUUGUUUCGUACAAUCCUAUGGUAGUUAUAGCAUGUUAGUAGCUAACCUUUAAUUAGUAAGUAAUCAUGUUGGAACCUGAAUUCUUGGGAUCCUGGACUUUCUGGACUUUGAUUUAUACGAAAGAAUAACAUUUACAGCAAUACGCGCGCUGUUUAUAGUGGUUAUAUGCAUGUACUUGGCACAUAUAUGUAGUUUGUACACAUGGAUUCUUAGUAUUUGGCAUAAAGCAUGGUAUAUUACACAUACUUGAGAACCGUUUUUGGUUCAGUGUUGUCAAAAUAAAACAGGCGUAAACAAA